CCACUUUCGGCAACCUGUCUUAGAGCGGCGUUCAAGCGCGCUCUGCUCUACGAGCCCUGUACUCGAUUGCUCACGUCUGGCGCGAACAUGGCAGAUGCUGAGGAUAAUGUUGCUAUUCCCGAGCUCAGCUCACUUCUACAAAUGGAUCCUUACCUCAAACCGUAUGAAAAGGACUUUAAGAGGAGAUAUCGCUUGUUCCAGAAGCAGCUCUCGCUCCUGGAGGAGGCCGAGGGAGGCUUUGAUCAGUUCACACGCAGCUACAGGAGCUUUGGUGCACACCGCCAGCCAGACAACAGCCUAGUCUUUAAAGAGUGGGCCCCAGCUGCCGAGGCACUGUUCCUCACUGGAGACUUCAAUGGCUGGGAUAAAUUCUCUCACCCGUACAAAAAGAAAGAGUUUGGAAAAUGGGAGCUGCACAUACCACCCAAAGAAGACAAGUCGCCGGCUGUUGCUCACAAUUCCAAACUAAAGGUGGUGGUUCACACCAAAGAAGGUGAGCGGUUAUACCGAAUUUCUCCUUGGGCAACAUACGUGACCAAGGUUAAAACUUCUGUGGUGUAUGACUGGGUAUUCUGGGACCCUCCUCAGCCUUAUGUGCACAAGCAUCCUCGGCCACGGAAGCCCCGCAGCUUACGGAUCUACGAGUCUCACGUUGGCAUCGCAUCACCAGAGGGCAAAGUUGCAUCUUACAGCAACUUCACACACAAUGUCCUGCCUCGAAUUAAAGACCUCGGCUACAACUGUAUUCAGCUGAUGGCCGUCAUGGAACAUGCCUAUUAUGCUAGCUUUGGUUACCAAGUUACAAGUUUCUUCGCAGCAUCCAGUCGAUAUGGCACUCCGGAUGAGCUGAAGGAGCUGAUUGACGUGGCUCACUCUAUGGGUAUCAUAGUACUGUUGGACGUGGUCCACAGCCACGCAUCCAAAAACACUGAGGAUGGCCUGAACCGGUUCGAUGGCUCCGACUCGUGCUUCUUCCACGGUGGGCAGCGCGGUGAACACCCCCUCUGGGACAGCCGACUGUUCCACUACUCCAGCUGGGAAGUACUGCGUUUUCUCUUGUCUAACCUGCGUUGGUGGAUGGAGGAGUACCGUUUUGAUGGCUUCAGGUUCGAUGGGAUCACGUCCAUGCUGUACCAUCAUCAUGGCGUUGGUACAGGUUUUUCAGGCGACUACUCAGAAUAUUUUGGUCUCCAUGUUGACGAGGACUCCCUGGUCUACCUAAUGCUAGCCAACCAUAUUCUUCACACACUGUAUGAGGGCUGCAUCACUAUAGCAGAGGAUGUGUCUGGUAUGCCCACGCUGUGUCGGCCUGUGCAGGAGGGAGGAUGUGGCUUUGACUAUAGACUGGCCAUGGCUAUUCCUGACAAGUGGAUCCAGAUCCUGAAGGAAUUCAAGGAUGAGGACUGGAACAUGGGGAAUAUCGUGCAUACGCUGACCAACAGGCGAUACGGAGAGAACUGCAUUGCGUAUGCAGAGAGCCACGACCAGGCUCUGGUGGGAGACAAGAGCCUGGCCUUCUGGCUGAUGGAUAAGGAGAUGUACACCAACAUGAGCACCCUAAUUCCCAUGAACCCAAUCAUUGAUCGGGGCAUCCAGCUGCACAAGAUGAUCCGGCUGCUUACCCACGGCCUAGGAGGAGAGGGCUACCUCAACUUUAUGGGUAACGAAUUUGGCCAUCCGGAGUGGCUAGACUUCCCCCGCAUAGGGAACAAUGAGAGCUACCACUAUGCCCGCCGGCAGUUCAACCUGGUGGACAUGGAUCACCUACGCUACUGCCAACUCUACGCUUUCGACCGGGACAUGAACCGCACAGAGGACAAAUACGGCUGGCUGGCGGCACCCCCGGCCUAUGUCAGCACGAAGCAUGAGGGUGACAAGGUGAUCACUUUUGAGAGAGCUAACGUCAUUUUCAUCUUCAACUUCCACCCUACGAACAGUUAUAGCAGCUACAGAGUGGGAGUGGGCCCACCAGGAAAAUACAAAAUCAAGCUGGACUCUGAUGAGGUUCAGUAUGGAGGCCAUGGCAGACUGGACCACAACGCAGAAUUCUUCACUGAGCCUGUGCCUUUCAAUGACCGGCCCAACUCGAUGCAGGUUUACAUUCCCUGCAGAACAGCUGUUGUUCUGGCCAAUGAGGAAAUCGAUUACUGCUACUGAAACACCAUCAUUGAUUCACCAAGAGAUUGAUACUCAGCGCACAUCUGCCUCUCCACUAGCCUCUGCCGAAGACCUGUCUGCCAGACGCUUCCUCCCGCUCCCUCUGUUUCUUCACCUUUACCCACAGAUGAGCUGUUCAAGAUUUCAAAAUGUUAUCAGGGUCAUUUUAAACGUGGACACACAUUCUAGUGUGCCAUGUUUAAUGUAAUGGAUAACAUCCAUAUUUUGGGCAUAGAUUAUUAGGUUUUCACACUUUAACACUAGCUAUAGUGAAUCCAACAGUUGCUUUUAACCUAAGGUUAGGUUGCCAAGCUUUUCGAAAGCUGUGUAUAAAAACCACCAUGCCUGAGUAGAAUAUAUUACUCUAUUAUAACUACUGAAAUUGCUCUUCACCACUGUCCCAAAGGAAAAAUUGUCAUUAUAGUGACAUACUGCUAUCAAAUUGACCAUGGGGUAUAUUGUUAAUGACCAUGAUAUAUAAUGUUUAUUGAUGUUUGCUGUAAGUAGUUACAUUGACCAUCUACCAGAAGUGAGAUACGUUUAAUCUGCGCUAUUUAAUCUGUAAAAGACAAGCACUUUUUUGAAAACGUAACAUCUUGUUUGUUGUAUUUAUUUGCUGACUGUGUUAAUUCAGCUCGUCAUGCAAGGUUUUUCAAAAGCACAUAUUUAGAGAAAGAUGAGAUGAUUUAGAUGAUCAUUGUAUCUUAGGGACAGAAGCUAAGCUGAAGAGUUAGGUGUGAUAUCAGGCCUACUGAACAAGUCCUUUCAAAACCACUGACUAAUUAGCUCAGUAACUAAAUCUACUUGUGCUGUGUGCUUUAAAAUGUGGAGACGUUGUACGGGGAGUUGAGUCGUAGCAGCACCAGCUGAUUUUCAAUGUGCAGAUAGUCUACGUGUGAAAAAAAGUGUGAAAAAUCAUAUGUUAAAUGACCACAUACACUGUGAUAAUUGCCUUCCACUUUAUUUAGAUUGUACCCUUUAGAUAGUUGUUCAUUAUGCAGGGAAACCUCUGUCGAUUUUAAGUUAGUGUUCGGCUAAGGGCCAGGUUUAUGCUGCAAACAUGAUAUCCUGGCAAGUGAAAGCAUCUAAAAUGCACGCAAUAUAUUAGGGCUGAGUGAUUUGGCCAGAAUAUAAUAUCAGAAUAAAUAUAAUAAUAAAUACAAUCCUAAUGUAUUUAUAAUAAAUACAUAACAAAAAAGAUUUUCAUGAUACACAAUAUGUAUCACAGUAUUUCACACAAGUAAAAGCAGCACCACAUUUAAAAAAAAUUCUAAUAAAACCUGUGAGUACAAUUUUUUGUUUGUUUUUUGUUUUUUUUGGUUUUUUUGGUUUUGUUUUUCAACAUUUCAGAUACUGUACAUGACAACUUUGAAUUAAGCAGGGCUAGUUAUGCUCUCUUGGACUCCUGACGUUGUCCGGAUUUGAACUCACCAUCUCCUGACAAUAGUGCAAAACCCAAGAUAGCUACACCUACUGGAAGCUUGUGUGAGUAAGUGUUGUGAAAAUACUGGCAAUACCCAUGAUAUGCUCAGAACCACGCAUCAUCAUUAUGAAAAUGAUAUUUUGUUGUAUGAAUAUUAUAAGAUUAUUCGACCUGUGUUUUUUACAUAAUUUACAAAUGCCAGAUAUUCUUUACAUUGUGUGAAAAUUUUGUAAUUAUUGGACAAACAGAAUUGCACUGCAAAAUUAGUCUCUUGUCAAGUGAAAUGAUCUUAAUUCUACUCUAUAUGUCUAAUAUUUCUUACUUUGAGAUGGUUGUACACUUUAUAAGAUCAUUAAACUUAUUUCCAAGCAUUUUUGCUUGUUUUAAGUAAUUUUAUUAAGUAAAAUUGUCUCACUAUACUGGCAGAUAACUUUCUUUCAAGCACAUUUCUUAAAACAAGUGAAAUUAUCUGCCCAUAUAGUGAGAUAAUUUUACUUAAUAAAAUAAAUGUCUUACAAUAAACCUACAACAAUCUCAGCAGGAGAAAUAUUGGAUAUAUUGAGUAGAUUUAAGAUAAUUUUACUUGACAAGAUACUAUUUUUGCAGUGUGGUCCAAAAUCUUUUUACAUAGACUUCUAAAUUAUGAACGUUUUUUUACUUUCCUGUAAACUUUUUUUAGGGGUAGAAAUAUUUGUUCUGACAGUAAAAUGAUCUUUCUACACUAAUUUUUAUUUUACUUCCUUCAAGCAUUUUUAAAAAAAAAGUUGGGUAACCAGUCGCCUCAGUAAAUCAACAAAUAUAUUUCGAAUCUACAAAUUUUUCUUCUGAAAACUUAAAAUCUUUACGUAAAACCUCAAAUUGUGAACUUACUUAUAACUUUGUAGUAAAGUAUACUAUUAACAUAUACAGUGAGGAAAUUUUACUUAAAUGACUUAAAACAGGUAAACAUAUACAAAAAUAGGUUGUCAUCUUACAACAUUCUUCGAACCAUCUAACAAUGAGAUUAUUUAGACAUAUUGUGUAAAUAUAAGAUGUUUUUCACUUGCCAAGAUGUGUAAGUCUAGCACUUACCCUAACUCUAAACUAAAACCGACAUGUGCAGGCAAAGGGAAGUGUGCAGAUUAAGAAAUACUAAAGAAAUUGUUAACCGUCUAUGAAGUGCUGUCACAAAGUAUUGCAAAGUCUUCCUUCUUUCUAAUGUCAGUCUUUUUUUCUUCAUUUUUAAUGAACCUAUAUAGUACUACAGAUGAUAAAUGGGCAGUGCGUUGUCCUGUUACAAUAUUGGUCUGGAAUGGACUAGCCAAAGCCUUCCCUCAUCAACAGCAGUGUUUUCUCAUUAAUAUCGAGUAGCUGCUUCAAGAUAAUGUUGACCUGCUUUUGAAUCCUCUACAGAGGAAGCAGAAUAAGUCUGUGUAUAAAUGUAUUAGGGUUAUCAUCCUAAACCAGCUCUUCUGGAUAAACAGUUAGACUUUCUUAAGCCCCACAUAAUGAAGAGAUGCACCUCUUGCUCUCUGUUUUGUGGUUUGAACAAGUCUAAUUUGCCUGUGGAAAGAAAAAUAGAUGCUUAGAUAGCAAUAAUUAGCUUUUCAUGUGUCUCAGUUGACACAAGCUAAUGGAGAGAACCUUUUUCCCUUUCCAUUAAGUCUGUUGUGGAUAAAAAUGUGUUGCAGCUAUUUUCACCUUGAAUGAGCAAUGUUUUAAUUUUUGGAAGUCAGAACAUGUAGUGUAAUUGAGGUUACAAUAGAAAUGGCAAACAUCUCUUCCUUAGGGUUAACAGAUUGUAGCUGUACAGUCCUAUGCAAAAGUCAGAGAGCCUUUAUUUAUGUGAUUUCCAGUUAAAAUGACCAUGAAUUACAAGUGAUUCAGUUCUCAGUGUCAGGAGGAAACAAAGCACGAAACAUAUUUAAUAUUUUAGUGUGUCCACCCUGUACCUUUAUUACAGCUUCCGUUCUUUUCAGGAGUCUUGAUUUCAGUGUUUCAAAGAAAGGGAUAUUUUUCCACACCUCUAAAGUUCAGUCUUAGAAGUUGGUUGCAUUUUCUGUUUCUCACCGUCCAAGUCAUUUCAAGCACAUUCAGUGCUGUUGAAGUCUGGGCCUCUGGCGUGGUCUGACUUGUAUUUAAAAGCCGUUUUGACUGGGAAUUCAGUAAAUGGUGGUCUCUGACUUUUUCACAGUGCUGUAUGAACACCGCAGCAUAUUUUCCUCUUGUUUCCUCAGUCACCUCAGUAAAUGCUGGCUUUGUGUGAAAAUGACAUUAUACUAAUAUUACACACUU
Messenger RNA from Colossoma macropomum (tambaqui), 5854 nucleotides. It is a transcript of the gene gbe1b, whose product is annotated as glucan (1,4-alpha-), branching enzyme 1b. Gene Ontology annotation, molecular function: cation binding; 1,4-alpha-glucan branching enzyme activity; hydrolase activity, hydrolyzing O-glycosyl compounds. Bases 88 to 2157 code for a protein of 689 amino acids. Lineage: Eukaryota; Metazoa; Chordata; Actinopteri; Characiformes; Serrasalmidae. The transcript has 16 exons. Gene Ontology annotation, biological process: glycogen biosynthetic process. The record is from RefSeq and is a predicted model, not a curated record. Gene Ontology annotation, cellular component: cytoplasm.